AUGCUGGGCACCACGCAGUCUGCAGGCCAGCCAAGGCCGCAGAUGCCAUCAACACGGUCAAAACAAUCAAAAUCGAAACAACAACAAUACCAAUUACAACGACAACAACCAUACUCAUUCUUCACAUCCUACCUCCUCCUCUACCUCCGUCUAUUCUUCUGCCUAUUCUUCUCCGUUGUCAUCCUCUCCUCCACCUCCUUCCCGUCGCCCCACUCGUUGUCACCAGACUGGCAGGGUGAGCCCGCUCACUCUGGCAGCCUGGAAUGUUCGUCCCCUUUUAGACAAUCCGAGGAACAACCGACCGGAACGGAGGACGGCGCUAGUGGCACGAGAACUGGCGCGCUACAAGGUGGACAUCGCCGCACUCAGCGAGACCCGAUUCUCCGAACAAGGCCAACUGGAGGAGGUGGGUGCCGGUUACACCUUCUUCUGGAGUGUUCGACCCAGGGCAGGGCGGCGAGACGCGGGUGUCGCCUUCGCCAUCCGGACCGACAUCGUGGGACGACUGCCCUGUUUGCCGCAGGGAAUCAACGACCGCCUGAUGAGUCUCCGCCUGCCUCUCCGGCGAGGAGGCAAGUUCGCCACCAUCAUCAGCGCCUACGCUCCGACGAUGACCAGCCCCGAUGCCGCCGCAAGAGACAACUUCUACGAGGACCUGCACGCACUCUUGGCGACUGUGUCGAAGGUGGACAAGUUGAUUGUCCUUGGCGACUUCAACGCCCGCGUCGGCACAGACUAUACUGCCUGGAGGGGAGUGCUGGGUCCUCACGGUCUCCGCGGCUCCAACGACAACGGCCUGCUUCUCCUCCGCACCUGCGCAGAACACCGCCUCAGCCCGACGAAUACCUUCUUCUGUCUGCCGGUGCGAGAGAAGGCCACCUGGAGGCAUCCUCGGUCGCGCCAGUGGCACCUGCUGGACUAUGUCCUCGUCCGGAGGCGAGACCAGCGGGACGUGCUGGUGACGAAGGCGAUCGCGGGUGCUGACGGGUGGACCGACCAUCGCCUCGUCAUCUCGAAGAUGCGUAUUCGCCUACAGCCUCGCAGGAGACCACAAGGUAAGCGACCCCCAGGUAAGCUGAAUGUUGCUUUGUUGUCUUUGUCCGCUCACCGUCUUCAUUUCAGCAAUGAGCUAGCUCAACGGCUAGACAACCUUCCUGUCGCUGCCACCGACAACGCCGCCGCCGCUGCCGAGAUCGCCUCCGUGAAGAACCGCUGGUGUCAACUGCGAGACACAGUCCAGUCGACGGCGCUCGCCGUCCUCGGUCGCGCUCCCCGCCAACACCAGGACUGGUUCUACGACAACGACGCUGCCAUCAGAAAUCUGCUUGCAGAGAAGAACCGCCUACACAAAGCCUACGUAGAUCACCCCACUGAUGCCAACAAAGCCGCUUUCUACCGCAGUCGCCGCCAACUUCAGCAACGACUGCGCGAGAUGCAGGACGCCUGGACUGCUCGCAAAGCUGAGGAGAUCCAAGGCUACGCGGACCGCAACGAAUGGAAGAACUUCUUCUCCGCGAUCAAAGCUGUCUACGGUCCGCCGACGAAGGGCACCGCUCCUCUCCUCAGCGCCGACGGCAGCACUCUCCUGACUGAGAAGACGCAAAUCCUACAGCGAUGGGCCGAGCACUUCCGAGGCGUCCUCAACCGCCCUUCCGUCAUCUCCGACGCCGCCAUCGAGCGUUUGCCGCAAGUGGAGACCAACGUGGACCUCGACCUCCCGCCAUCUCUCCAGGAGACCAUCAGGGCCGUGCAGCAACUCUCCAGCGGAAAAGCACCCGGAUCGGACGCAAUCCCUGCUGAGGUCUACAAGCACGGAGGUCCCCAACUGAUGGAUCACCUGACUGCCCUCUUCCAGGAGAUGUGA
Messenger RNA from Spirometra erinaceieuropaei, 1864 nucleotides. The record is from the annotation of a GenBank genome assembly. NCBI's taxonomy places the organism in Eukaryota, Metazoa, Platyhelminthes, Cestoda, Diphyllobothriidea, Diphyllobothriidae.